Molecule: messenger RNA, 3118 nt
Organism: Archocentrus centrarchus (flier cichlid)
Lineage: Eukaryota; Metazoa; Chordata; Actinopteri; Cichliformes; Cichlidae
Gene: slc22a15
Product: solute carrier family 22 member 15
Exons: 13
Coding region: 4-1566 (520 amino acids)
Biological process (GO): transmembrane transport
Cellular component (GO): membrane
Molecular function (GO): transmembrane transporter activity
Source: RefSeq, a predicted model, not a curated record
GCGAUGUAUUCUCUUGCGUUUGUCCUUCCUCUGUGGAGUGUAUGUAGCCUCCUGGCUACCUCACAUGUGAUGGAUUUAGAAGAAGCUCUUAAACUUGUCGGAGAGUUUGGGCCCUACCAGAGGCGAGCGGUGGCGGUGCUGGUUCUGACGCAGGUGUACAUGGCCUGUCAGUCCAUGCUCAUCGUCCUCGUUGGGUUUUCGCCGGAGUACCGGAUCAAGGAGCAGCAGCAGCAGGACGGCGUCCUUAUAAGCCAGCGCGUCACCUUUACAGAGGACGUCGACACCAUUGUGACUGAGUGGUUCCUCAUCAAGCAGCAGGCCUAUAAGGUCAGCCUCGCCGGGUCGCUGUUCUUCGCUGGGCUUCUAAUCGGGAACGUCAUCUUUGGACCUCUCUCGGAUAAGAUUGGCCGGAAACCCGUCUACCUGACAGGUCUGUUUUUUGAGGUCAUCUUCGGUUAUGUGACCGCCUUCGCGCCCACCUAUGAGGUCUUUGCCGCUUCCCGUCUCCUGGUGGGGCUGAUGAACGGUGGCAUCGGACUCGUCUGCUUCGUCCUCACGCAGGAGUACGUGGGAAAGUCCUACUGGGCCAUGACGGGGACGUUGACCAGCAUGACGUUUGCAGUCGGCAUCGCCCUGUUUGGCGCUCUGGGCUACUUUAUCCAGCCGUGGAGGAGCCUGGCGACGGCGGCCAACUCAUCCGGCGUGCUCUUCUUCCUGCUGUCUGUCACUCUUCCAGAGUCUCCACGUUGGCUGUAUUCCCAGGGCCAGACGGAGCGAGCUGAAGAGGUCCUGCUUUAUAUGGCGCAGAGGAACGGGAACGCCGUGAACCGCCUGAUGCUGCAGCGUGUCGGUGCCUCGAAAGCCGGUGACCACAAAAACCGAGGCGCUGGCGUCCUGCAGCUCAUCAUCCACCCGGUGCUCCGCCUGCGGACCAUGGUGCUCAUGUAUGUGUGGUACGCGUGCAGCCUGGUGUAUUACGGUCUGACUCUGGGGGCCGGCGAGACGUCCGGGAGCCGUUAUGUGAAUGUGGCGAUGUACGGCCUCGUGGAGCUUCCAGCCUACCCACUCUGCAUGUACUUCAUCAACAAACACUGGGCUGGAAGGAGGAAAAGCAUCGCCGGCUUCCUGUGCCUGGCAGGCUCCGCCUGCCUCUGCACCACCUUCAUACCUGAAAACGCAGGAACUUUGCUGAGUGUGACGUCUUUGGCGCUUGUGGGAAAACUGAUGGUCAGUGCAGCGUUCAACAUCGCCUACGUCUACACAUCUGAGCUCUACCCCACAGUCAUCAGGAACGCUGGGCUGGGAGUUUGUUCCAUGUCCUGCAGAGUUGGAGGAAUCCUCGCUCCAUUUGUUCCUUCCAUGCGGGCCCUCCAUACCUCCAUGCCCUUCACCGUGUUCUGCCUGAGCGGCCUCUCAGCGGGCUGUUUGGGCCUCCUGCUGCCGGAAACCCUGAACAGACCUGCAGCAGAAACCCUGGAGGAGCUCGGCAGCCCGAACCACAGCCGAGUGCUGGAGAGCAAGCCUCUUUUAUACAAAGAUGAAAACUGGAGCUCGAACCACAAAUGAAGCCGGUGGCCUCGUCAUCAUCGCUCAAAACCGUGAACUGUCCCUUUAAUUAACUUGAAGGGCUCGCCGGGUCUCCGGGCCGCCAUUCAGCGCCGAUGGAGAGAGGAGCACCAUCGUUUCAUUUCCUGAACGCCGCCGUCAUCGUGUUUGUGGCGUAUUUGGAGGUCGAGUCUGGGAGAGGCGACCCACCGAUAUACUGAGAAUUGAAUGAGACUGACAGGAAGCUGUGUUACCUUUUAUAAAAGUCCCCAUUUCCUCCAGUUACUCCCCGGAGUUGCAGCUUUAGAUUCGCGCUGCUUCUCAGGAGGAAGUUGAAGUGUCAGCACACAGCGCCAGAGGAGGAAGAAAGCCUUCAGCCACUGCAGUUCAGAUAACUUAUUUAUCUGAUGUAACAGCAGGUGGCUGCAGGUUCUGGUCUGACUAAUUUACUGUGUGGUUUAACGGGAGGAGAAAUGCAGCUCGUCUGAAAGAAAACAAUAAGGAAGCAGUCUGAAUGUAAAAUAUGACUGAAGGUGGCGUAUUUUUAAACAGUUUUCCACUUGUUGAUUUAUUAUUAUUUAAGGCAGAGACAGGAAACGGCCUCACAGCAGUUCUUUAAAUAGUCUCGUCAGAUGCUGUUAGUUUGUGUUCCUGGAUUUUCACCUGCGCAUGAUUUCCUCCGUCCCGUCUCACACCCGCUGAUUCAUGUCUGCAGACGUGGACACUUGGACGGGUCGGCGAUCAUAUGAAUAAAUUUUCUGCUCAGACUAUUAUAAAAGCUUUUUACUUGGAUUUGGUCAUUGCAUCCCUGAGCCCUGAUGCAGACAGCCAGCAUUAAACUGCACAACUGCACUUUCAGCAUGAAGGGCAGCAAGUGAAGGACAGGUUGUUCACCUGGGACAGGUGAUGUGGGGGUUUCACACCCGAACCUCCAGCCUCACAUGCAGCUCUGCAGCCUGAGGAUCGGUCAGGAGGAAAGCUUGUAGAUAUGAUCUAUAAAUGAGGCAGAUAAUAAUGUGACCUGGUUCAAAUUCACAGAUGCAUCAGCUAAAAGUCUCAUAACUUGGUUCUUACCGGCAGUCACAGAAAGUGACUGAAUUCUGUGGUUUUAUUAUUCUAGCAUUUUAUUCCAGGUUCUUAUUCAGCCUUUUGCUCAUGAAUGGAUGUGCUGAAUAAAGUCACUGAGGCUCAUGUGCAUCAAUUAAGACCUACUGAGACCUGUGGUCAUGUGUUUGAGUACUUCCUGGAGAUUGGUGCCACCUAAGGACUGGGAGGGGCAGCAAACUAUUUUUAUUAGUGUUAGAGUAUGUAUCAGUCAGCACACAUCUUUAUUCAUACAAUCAAGCAAAGCUCUCUUUACUAAAGAGGCCGUUGCAUUCCUCAUGCCUGCCGUGCCUUCUGCUGCAGCCUUUAACCAUGAAACAGCACUUUAGAAGAUUAAUGUUCCUGAGCUGUAAAGACGUUUUAUUUGUCCUGUGAGCACUCUGUAGAUCAACUGUGUACAGAGAUGUGAUGGUCCUUAAAAUGUUAACCUUCCUCUUUAUGUUAAAGACAGUAAACACUUGCAAACUUC